CUCCCGGCGGAGGCUCGUAAAUCCCAACCUUCUCUUUGUCAAAUCUCUCUCUCUCUCUCUGUCUCUCCUCCCAUUUUUUUUUUCUAAAAUUGGCUCUCUCUCCUCCACGGUAACGGACGGUAGUAAUUUGAUAACCUAGAUCCGCCCCAAUCCGGCGAGAUCCCCGAUCUACUCCAUGGCCUGCAUCAAGAGCGCCCCUCGAUCGGCCCUCGCCGCCUUCGCUCCGGAUGCGCCGUACCUCGCUGCUGGUACGAUGGCGGGCGCCGUCGAUCUGUCGUUUAGCUCGUCGGCGAACCUUGAGAUAUUCAAGCUCGAUUUCCAGUCGGACAGCCAGGAGCUUCCUGUGGUCGGUGCUUGCCCUAGCAGCGACCGUUUUAACCGCCUCUCAUGGGGGAAACCGAAAUCUGUCUCGGGCGAGUAUUCUCUCGGCCUCAUUGCCGGAGGCCUUGGCGAUGGCACGAUUAGCCUGUGGAAUCCAGUGAAGCUAAUUGGUUCGGAGGGGAGUGAUGACGCUUUUGUUGCACGGCUUGAGAAGCACACUGGGCCGGUUCGUGGGUUGGAAUUCAAUCCUCAUGAGCCGAAGCUGCUUGCUUCUGGGGCUGAUGAAGGGGAGCUCUGUAUUUGGGAUCUAGAGAAUCCAACAGAACCAAAGCUUUUUCCAUCUUUGAAGAAUAUUGGCUCUGGAGCCCAAACCGAAAUAUCUUUUGUGUCUUGGAAUGUGAAGUUUCAACCUAUAUUAGCAUCAACUUCCUACAAUGGGAUAACUGUUGUCUGGGAUUUGAGACAGCAAAAGCCAGUGACAAGUUUUUCAGAUUCCACUCGAAGAAGGUGCUCCGUUCUGCAAUGGAAUCCUGAAGUUUCUACACAACUUAUUAUUGCAUCCGAUGAUGAUAGCUCACCAGCUCUCAGAGUUUGGGAUGUUAGGAAAACAAUAUAUCCAGUCAGAGAGUUUGUGGGGCAUACAAAAGGGGUGAUUGCUAUGUCAUGGUGUCCAUAUGAGAGCUCAUUAUUAUUGACAUGUGCCAAAGACAAUCGUACUAUUUGCUGGGAUACAAAUACAGGGGAGAUGCAAUGUGAGUUGCCAGCUAGUACCAAUUGGAAUUUUGACAUUCAUUGGUACCCUAAGAUUCCAGGUGUCAUAUCAGCAUCUUCUUUUGAUGUAAAGCUUGGGAUAUAUAAUAUUGAGGCUUGCAACAAGUUGGGUCUUAGUGCUGGUGACUUUGUUGCUCCAGUACGCUUGAGAGCUCCAAAAUGGUUGAAACGUCCAGCUGGAGUGUCUUUUGGUUUUGGAGGCAACCUUGUAACAUUUUAUCCCGGUCAAGCAGCUUCUGGUGCUUCAUCAUGUGUUUCUGAGGUUCAUGUGCAUAAUUUGGUUACUGAAGACAGUUUGGUGCACCGCUCAGCUGAAUUUGAAGCUGCAAUUCAAGGCGGCGAAAGGGAUUCUUUGCGGGUUUUAUGUGAGAAAAAAUCUCAGGAUUCUUUGUCUGACGAUGAAAAGGAAAUAUGGGCUUUUUUGAAAGUUAUGUUUGAGGAGGAUGGGACAGCUAGGACAAAGUUGCUCACUCAUCUUGGUUUCAGAGUUCCUAAUGUUGAAUCGCAGGUUACAUCUGAUGAGCUAGGCAAGGAGUUGACUAACGCUCUUAAUUUUGAUGAGAAUAUGAAGAAAGGAUCACUUUUUGAAGGAGAUGUUGCUUCAUUCCCCAUCGACAAUGGGGACGAUUUCUUUAAUAAUCUACAAUCUUCUGAUGAUAAGGAGUUAAUUGAAGAAAAUGAGCUUCAUGAAGAACAAGCACCAAAAGAAACAGAAGCAACUUCUGAUGAUUCUGAUCCAGCCACUGAUGAGGCUAUUCAACGUGCUCUAGUAGUGGGAGAUUAUAAGGAAGCAGUUCAGCUUUGCCUCUCAGCAAACAGAUUGGCUGAUUCAUUGGUCAUUGCGCAUGUCGGGGGUCCUGCUUUGUGGGAGGCUACACGGGAUAAGUAUCUUCAAAAUAGUCUCUCGCCCUAUUUGAAGAUUGUUGCUGCAAUGGCGACUAAUGAUCUGAUGGCACUUGUUAGUACUAGGCCACUUAACUCAUGGAAAGAAACUCUUGCGCUUCUAUGCACGUUUGCACAGAAGGAAGAAUGGACUAUCCUCUGUGAUACUCUUGGUUCUCGACUAUUAACAGUGGGAAAUACACUUGCUGCUACUCUAUGUUAUAUCUGUGCUGGAAAUAUUGAUAAGAUAGUGGAAAUUUGGUCACGCAGUCUAUUGAAUGAGCAAGAUGGUAGGAGUUAUGUUGAUCUUCUUCAGGAUUUAAUGGAAAAGACCAUUGUUCUUGCCCUAGCAUCUGGACAAAAGCGGCUUAAUAAAUCUUUAUCAAAAUUGGUAGAGAACUAUGCCGAACUUCUUGCCAAUCAAGGGCUUCUUUCAACAGCUAUGGAAUAUCUAAAACUCCUGGGUUCAGAAGAUUCUUCGCAUGAGCUUGCUAUCCUUCAAAAUCGUAUUACAUUCUGCAUGGAAGAGAAGGGAGUGGCUAAGAGCUUACCUUUUGAAGAAAACCUGCAUCAAAAUGAUGCCAUCUAUAAUAACGUUGGAUCUAUUGCUGACACUGUUAAUGGCUCACAACAUUACUACCAGGAUAACGCACAACUCCAACAGCAGCAGCAGCCUACAUCUAGCGUUCAAUAUGCUGAUGGGUAUCAGCAGAAUUUGGGCUCAUACGGAGGUUACCAACCUGCACAAAUUGCACAAUCAGGGCAGCAAUACCUAGGAUACACUAAUCCAGUUCAAUUCCAGCCGACUCAGUCACCUCAGAUGUUCAUCCCAUCACAGACUCACCAGGUUCCACAGCAAAGUUUUGGACAAUCUCCUGCACCUGCUCAGCCUGCUUCGAAGCCAUUUGUUCCUGCAAACCCACCUGCCCUUAGGAAUGCUGAACAAUACCAGCAGCCACCUACUCUGGGCUCUCAAUUGUAUCUGGGAGUUCCUAAUCAGAAUUAUCAACCUGGACCAUCUGUACCAGUUCCUGCUAUUGGUUCACUGCAGCCAGGAUCCGUUGCUGGCCAUAGGUUUCCUCAGCCUGGAACAUCUCCAGCACCUAGGGCAUUCAUGCCAGUUACUAGUUCUAAUUUUGGCCAGAAUACUGGUCUAAGUCCCAUUCAACCCUCUAGUCCAACGCAGCAAGUGCAACAAUCAGUUGUGGCUCCUCCAGCCCCUCCUCCUACAGUGCAAACUGUUGAUACUACGAAUGUCCCUGCCGAGCUAAGGCCAGUCAUUGGGACCUUGACUAGACUAUACAAUGAGACGUCAGAAGCGCUAGGUGGUCAGCGUGCAAAUCCAGCUAGAAAAAGGGAAAUUGAGGACAAUUCAAGGAAAAUUGGGGUUCUUUUUGCAAAACUUAACAGCGGGGAUAUAUCUCCAAAUGCCUCAUCCAAGCUUCGUCAACUUUGUCAGGCCUUGGACGCUGGGGACUUCGCUAGUGCUUUGCAUAUCCAGGUUCUAUUAACUACAAGCGACUGGGAUGAAUGCAAUUUCUGGCUUGCAGCUCUGAAACGAAUGAUCAAGACAAGGCAGAAUGCUAGAAUGUAAAUCAGAAGGAGGGUAUCCAUUGGUAGGGGCUGGCCCCUGUACACAACAUACCAUUUAUUAUAAAAUCAUAAACUUUUCUGCUUAAUUUUAUUAUCAAUUUUGUUUGUUUGUUUGUUUAGCCCAUUGUGUUUAGGCCAGUUCAUAAGAAGUCAACCAUGCCAUAGAACAGUAGAGUCGAAGAUUCUUUGUCACAAAGUCCCCUAUUUUAGGGUUUCUAUUUGUUUUUGUCAAAGGUUUUGUUUAGAUUUGCCUCUGUGAAUUUUAAGCUUUGCAACCAAUGGUUUGGUAUUUGAUGUUUCAGCUUUUCUUUCACAGCAAAUUAUGAGCUACUAUUA
Dendrobium catenatum is the source of this 3903-nucleotide messenger RNA. RefSeq names its product protein transport protein SEC31 homolog B. NCBI's taxonomy places the organism in Eukaryota, Viridiplantae, Streptophyta, Magnoliopsida, Asparagales, Orchidaceae. Gene Ontology annotation, biological process: endoplasmic reticulum organization; intracellular protein transport; COPII-coated vesicle cargo loading. Gene Ontology annotation, cellular component: COPII vesicle coat; endoplasmic reticulum exit site. The transcript is spliced from 22 exons. Gene Ontology annotation, molecular function: protein binding; structural molecule activity. The record is from RefSeq and is a predicted model, not a curated record. The coding region runs from base 176 to 3568 and encodes 1130 amino acids.